This is a messenger RNA of Camellia sinensis, 1689 nucleotides long. Lineage: Eukaryota; Viridiplantae; Streptophyta; Magnoliopsida; Ericales; Theaceae. The record is from RefSeq and is a predicted model, not a curated record.
AUCUCACUCUCUCACACUCGUAUCUCCGUCAUGGUCCGUCUCUCUCAGUCUUACACUGAUAUCUCACUCUCACAGACAUCACUCCCUCUCAGUCUCUCACACACCGCUCCUCUCUAUCGUAAUCAAACAUCGAUCUACAUUCCUCGGUCAAACGUCGAUCUCUGUCGCUCUAGGGCUUUGCUCUAGCUGUUCUUCAUCGAACUCGAACUUGAUCUCAAUCUGUUAUUCAUCUCAGAUCAAAUCAUUAUCAUUCUUCGAUUCUCUUCUUCUCUCUUCGAUCUCUCUGCAAAUCUCUCUCUCUCUAAACUCUAUUUGGAUCUAUCUGUGUUCGAUCAUGGAGAUGGAACGUGUGAUCGAGUUUCCACACGCGGACAUGGAUCGUCGUCCCAGAAAGAGACCGCGUUUGGGUUGGGAUGUUGCUCCUCAGGCCCUUAAGGUAUCAAAUCUGUUCUCUAGAUCUCUAAUUUCAUAAUUUUUUUUGGUUCUAUUUUUUGGUUCUAUUUUUUGCUAGAUCUGGUUGAAAUUAGAUACGUGGUAGAUCAGGUAUGAGAAAAUGUUUAUGCUUUUAUAAAUCUGUAAAUUUCAUGGUAGAUCGGGUUGGGAAAAAGGUUUAUUAUUAUUAUUAUUUUUUCUUAUGUAUAAUCAAUUUUUAUGUAUGAUCUGUAAAUUUCUGUCUUCCUUGGUGGAGAUGCGAAGUUACUUGAGGUAGAAAAGCUUGUUCUCCGUCUUUUCUUGAGCGUAUAUCUUCGAGAUUGUUCGAAUCCCUCUGAUCUAAAUUGAUCUAGGGCUCAAGGCAUCAGAUUGGAGUCUAGGACCAAAAGAAUGUAUACUACUGCUUGGAUGAUUGAAGAAUAUGAUAAUUAUCUUGGACCUGGUAGUGUAUUGAAAAUAUUGUCAGAUGUGCCAAUGGGUGACAGAAACAGGGCAAGCAGCCUUGCUGGUCAAGGCAAGCUCAAGAAUGUCCGGGUUUCCCACAGGAUUAGGAACCCCAUGGACUAUGAUGUCUUAAAGGAAACCAUUAGUAAUAUUCAAAAAUCUUUGAAGAAUGAAGAUAUUCCCUUGUCAAUCGCUGUAAUAUUUGAUAGAGAAUGGCUGCUUGGAGAUCCAUCCAGGGCAGACAAACAUUCCGCAUAUUCCGUUCUACUUGCUGAAAAUAUUUGCAACAAACUUGAAGUGAAGUUUACCAAGUUGAUGAAACUUGAGGUGCCUCUUUUGAUACCAAGAAGGGUUGGGCAAUCAUUGCAUCAAAAUUCAAGGAUAAAUCAACCAGGCAAUGUAGAAGAAGAUGGUACACUUACUUGAAUUCUGAUUUCAAGAAAGGGGGUGGUGUCCAGAGGAAGACUUGCUCUUAUGUGAGAUCCACUGCAGGCUCGAAAAGUAUUUGGUAACAGAUGGACUGAAAUAGCCAAAGUGGUCUCAGGGAGAACUGAUAAUGCUGUGAAGAACUGAUUUUCCAGUGUGUAAGAAGAGGGCAAAAUAUGAAGCCUUAGUGAAAGAGAAUGAUAACACUUCAUACAUCAAUCCAAACAACAAAAGGGUUAUCUUUCGAAAAGUUGUUACAUUAAAUUUCCAAGGAUAUAAAUUAGAAUUUUUAUGGUCUUCAAUUUGACAUUGUAAUUCAAAUUUGAGCCAAUUUGUGUUCUUUUAUAUUAAUUAUUAGUCAAUUCUUAAUCGCUGUUCCUAGUUAAA